Messenger RNA from Trichomycterus rosablanca, 4445 nucleotides. It is a transcript of the gene rad50, whose product is annotated as RAD50 homolog, double strand break repair protein. Gene Ontology annotation, molecular function: double-stranded telomeric DNA binding; G-quadruplex DNA binding; ATP hydrolysis activity. Lineage: Eukaryota; Metazoa; Chordata; Actinopteri; Siluriformes; Trichomycteridae. The transcript has 26 exons. Bases 87 to 4025 code for a protein of 1312 amino acids. The record is from RefSeq and is a predicted model, not a curated record. Gene Ontology annotation, cellular component: nucleus; condensed nuclear chromosome; Mre11 complex. Gene Ontology annotation, biological process: double-strand break repair; telomere maintenance via recombination; chromosome organization involved in meiotic cell cycle.
AGAGGACGGUCCUACAUUGCAGUUUACCUCAGUACCUUCACUCCAUCCUGUUUAAAACUGCCUGCAGGAGGACAGAAACUACCAAAAUGUCGAAAAUAGAGAAGAUGAGCAUCCUUGGAGUGAGGAGCUUUGGUGUGGAAGACAAAGACAAGCAAGUGAUAACAUUCUUCAGUCCCCUAACUGUUCUGGUCGGACCCAAUGGAGCGGGCAAAACGACCAUCAUUGAGUGCCUUAAAUAUGUCACUUCUGGAGAUUUUCCACCCGGAAGCAAAGGAAAUACUUUCGUUCAUGAUCCUAAGGAUGCCCAUGAAACUGAUGUCCGUGCUCAGAUUCGCCUGCAGUUCAGAGACGUCAACGGAGAGCCACUGGCUGUUCAGCGCUCCAUGCAGAGCACACAAAAGGGCAAAAAAGCUGAGUUUAAAACUCUUGAAGGAGUCAUCACCAGAAUAAAGCAUGGAGAAAAGGUCAGUCUGAGCUCAAAGUGUGCAGAAAUAGACCGUGAGAUGAUUUCAGCUCUGGGAGUUUCCAAAGCAGUCCUUAAUCAUGUUAUAUUCUGCCAUCAAGAGGAGUCUAACUGGCCUUUAAGUGAAGGAAAAGCCCUUAAGCAGAAAUUUGAUGAGAUUUUCUCAGCAACAAGGUACAUUAAGGUGCUGGAAAGUCUUCGGCAGCUUAGACUGAAGCAGUCCAACACUGUCAAGACCUGUCAGACGGAGCUUAAAUAUCUAAAGCAGAACAAGGAGAAGGCUGAGGAGAUCAAGCAACUGCUGUCCACUAAAGAAGCACAGCUAGCAGCAUCCAAAGAGAGCGUGCAACGAAUUGAAAGCCAGAUUGAUCCAAUGGAGAACCGGUUAAAUGACAUUGAUGACAACUUAGGAAAAGUCAUGAAGCUGGAUAAUGACAUCAAGGCUCUGGACAGCAGGAAGAAACAGAUGGAAGACGACAAUCAGGAACUACAAGAGAAGAUGGAACAGGUGUUUCAAGGAUCAGACGAGCAGCUGCAGGAGAUGUACCAGAACCACCAGCGCACAGUGAGGGAGAAAGAGAGGAAACUGACUGAAUGCCAGCGGAACCUGGAGAGGGCAGGUCGUGAGUGCCAGAGGAUGAAUCACCUUAAAUCAGACCUGCUAGUUGAACAGGGACGUCUUCAGAUGGAAGCAGACCGGCAUGCUCUACAUUUAAAGAACAGAGAUGUUCAAGUAAAGUCUCUUGGUUCUUACUUGGAAUUGGAAGGCUAUGACAGAACUCCCUUCAAUGAAAGACAGCUCCAGAGCUUCCACCGACAGGUCAAAGAGAGACAAGACCAGGAGACAGAGGCUCUCAACAGGGUUAUACUUGAGAUGCAAGAAAAGGAAGCACAAAAGCAGCAGAGCACUGAUGAGAUACGGGAUAAAAAGACAGGCUUGGAGAGGACCAUUGAGCUGAAGAAGGACAUACAGGCCAAGAAACAGCAGGAGUUGAAGAACAUCAAGUCAGACCUGCAGAAACUAGAGGGCUCUUCCACCAGACUGCAGGAACUUGAAAGUGAGCUGGCAAAAGCGGAGCGUGAGCUAAAUAAUGCUGUGCAGAGUUCCACAGUAGACAGUCUGAAGACAGAGGUGCAGGAGCUACAAAGAGAGAAGACUGAACUGGACCAGACUCAGAGGAGACUUGAUCAGGAAAUGGAGACCCUUAACACGCACACCACAGCACGCACACAGAUGGACAUGCUUAAAAAAGAUAAGAUGGAUAAAGAAGAUCAGGUGAGGAAGAUCAAGUCCAGGCACAGUGAAGACUUGGUUUCUCUGCUUGGCCAUUUCCCUAACAAGCGGGAACUUGAGGACUGGAUUCACAGCAAAUCUAAAGAGAUCAACUCCAUAAGGAUGAAGCUGAGCAAGCUUAUUAAGGAGCUGGCAUCCAAAGAACAGAACAAGACUCACUGUACAGCUGAGAUUCGACACAAAGAGCAGCAGCUGACCAGCUUCGAAGAAAAGCUCUUCAACGUGUGUGGCAGUCAGGACUUUGAGUCAGAUCUUGCUAAGCUUCAGGAUGACCUGGAGAAGUGCUCCAAGCAGAGAGCCAUGCUGGCAGGUGCCACUGCAGUGUACACCCAGUUCAUCAGUCAGCUCACCGAGGAGGGUGAGCCGUGUUGCCCGGUGUGUCAGCGCAUCUUCCCCUCAGAGGCGGAGCUUCAGGACGUUAUAAACGACAUGCAGUCCAAACUGCGGCUGGUCCCAGACAAGCUGAAAAGCACGGAGCAGGACCUGAAAAGGAAGGAGCGCAAGCGGGAUGACAUGAUGGCCCUCAAACCAGUCAGGCAGUCUCUUGCAGAGCUGCAGGAGAAAGAACUGCCAGAGCUGAGGAAUAAGCUACAGAGCGUAAACCGGGAAAUAGAAAAACUGAAGCGAGACAUCGAGGAGCAGGAGAGUCUGCUGUCCAUGUUGACGUCUGAGGAAGACACCGCCAAGGCCUGUCUGCAGGACAUUUCGCUGAUGGACCGCUACCAGAUGGACUUGAAGGAUGUGGAGAGGAAGAUAGCGCAGCACGCAGCUAAACUUCAGGGAGUUGACUUAAACCGUACUAUGCAGCAUGUCAGCCAAGAAAAACAGGAGGUCCAGCAUCGCCUAGACACCACCUGCAGUAAGAUGGAGCUGAAGCGUAAACUGAUCCAGGACCAGCAGGAGCAGAUCCAGACCCUAAAAAGCAGUGUGAACGAGAUCCGCUCUGUGAAACUUCAGAUUUCCAGUAACAUGCAGAAGCAGCAGCAGCUGGAGGAGCAGUGUGUGGAGUUCAGCGCUGAGAUCCAGGCCCUGCACAGGGAAAUACGGGAUGCAAGAGAGCAGGCCUCCCCUCUGGCAGCCACUUUGGAGAAGCUCCAGCAAGAAAAGCAGGAGCUGAUUGAGAGCAGGAGGACAAAGCAAGCAGAAGGCCAAGAGAAGAUUAAUUCAAUCAAGGAAAGAAUAAAAAAUCUGGUUGCAGUGGAGAAAGAAAUUACCAGGUACAUUGAAGAGGGCAAAGAUGACUACAAGGAGCAAAAAGAGGCUGAACUACAGGACAUAAAUACCCAGCUGCUGGAAGCUGAGAAACAGCGAGAGAAGAUCAACAAGGAUAUAGGCAAUAUUCGACAAGAUAUAGACACUCAGAAGGUCCAAGAACGUUGGCUUCAAGAUAAUUUGACGUUAAGAAAGCGUGUGGAGGAGCUGAAGGAGGUGACUAAAAAGAGAGAGGUCUUACUUAUUGAGAUGGGCAACAUGCAGGUCAUGGAGCUACGCACUGAGCGGCGAGAACUGGAGCGGAAAGUUGAGGACUUAAAGAGGAAUCGCAGUGUUGCUUUGGGUCGUCAAAAGGGCUUUGAAGAGGAAAUCCUGCGCUUUCGCAAAGAGCUCCGUGAGGACCAGUACUGCCAGGCUGAGGAACGCUUUCGGGACAAGAUGAUAGUCAUGAGAACCACUGAGCUAGCCAACAAAGACCUGGACAUCUACUACAAAGCAUUGGACCAAACAAUUAUGAAGUUUCACAGUAUGAAGAUGGAGGAGAUUAACAAAAUCAUUCGGGACCUGUGGAGGAGCACAUAUCGUGGACAAGAUAUUGAAUAUGUGGAGAUCCGGUCUGAUGUGGAUGAGAAUGCCUCAGCUGGUGUGAAGAGAAGAACCUAUAACUACAGAGUGGUGAUGGUCAAAGGAGACACAGCUUUAGACAUGCGUGGACGUUGCAGUGCUGGACAAAAGGUAUUAGCUUCACUUAUCAUCCGACUGGCUUUGGCUGAAACAUUCUGUUUGAACUGUGGCAUCCUGGCCCUGGAUGAGCCCACUACCAACCUUGACCGAGAAAACAUUGAGUCACUGGCCCAUGCCUUGGUGGAUAUCAUCAAGAGUCGCUCUCGACAGCGCAACUUCCAACUGCUUAUCAUUACCCAUGAUGAAGACUUUGUUGAACUCCUCGGUCGAUCCAGCUAUGUGGAGCACUUCUACAGAAUCAAGAAGAACCAAGACCAGUGUUCAGAGAUCGCCAGAUGCAGCAUCAAGACUCUUAACACCUACCUGCGCUGAGGUGUAAUUAUCAGCAUGUCUCAUGGACACUAACUAAUACAGAAUGUGGCUUAAAAUGACAACACAUAAAGCACUUUUGACAAGUUAAUAAAACAUGCUGCAACACUACUGACAGUUCUAAUCUUAUUUUUUUCUUCCCCAAAUCAGCUUCUCAUUCACGUUAACAGCUGGUAUUUAUAUAUAAUUCCUGUUUUGCUGGUUGGAUUUGUGUUCCUUUGUAUUUUGUUUGGUCUCAUCACAAUGAUUUAUACUUACCAGUACAGUCCACUAAUUCUCAAUAGGGUUCUCUUAUAGGGUUAGCUCGCCUGAGUUACAUAGCUGUUUCAUACACAGUCAUGUUGUCAUUGUUUGGAAAAUGUUUUUAUGCCAUUAUUGUUCUGAUAUGUUUGUGCUGAUUCUAUAAAAACAGCUCUCACUUCA